Molecule: messenger RNA, 1551 nt
Organism: Papaver somniferum (opium poppy)
Lineage: Eukaryota; Viridiplantae; Streptophyta; Magnoliopsida; Ranunculales; Papaveraceae
Product: glucomannan 4-beta-mannosyltransferase 9-like
Exons: 8
Coding region: 79-1551 (490 amino acids)
Cellular component (GO): Golgi apparatus
Molecular function (GO): mannan synthase activity
Source: RefSeq, a predicted model, not a curated record
CUUGGAGUGACAUGGGGUUUUGUAAGAAGUUCAGUGUUAGCUCCAUUUCUGAAUAUAUGUGUUCAUGUGUGUUUAGCAAUGUCUAUAAUGGUAUUCAUUGAAAGAGUAUACGUAGGUUUUGUAAUUCUUUUCGUGAAGUUGUUUGGAUGGAAACCGGAAAAGCGAUAUAGAUUUGAAGCGAUUCAAGUUGAUGUAGAGAAGGGCAACUCGAAUUAUCCUAUGGUUCUUGUUCAAAUUCCAAUGUACAAUGAAAAAGAGGUGUAUAAGCUCUCAGUUGGAGCUGCAUGUGGUCUUUCAUGGCCAUCGGAUCGACUCAUAAUUCAAGUUCUUGACGAUUCUACUGAUCCAAUCAUCAAGGAUUUGGUGCAAAUAGAAUGUCAAAAAUGGGCAAACAAAGGAGUUAACAUCAAGUAUGAAAUUAGAGAUAAUCGAAAUGGGUAUAAAGCCGGGAAUCUAAAACAGGGUCUGAAACACAGCUAUGUCCAAGAGUGUGACUUUGUUGCAAUCUUUGACGCAGAUUUUCAACCCGAUCCCGAUUUCCUUGAUAAAACAGUACCUUAUUUUGUGCACAACCCUGAAAUCGGUCUAGUUCAAGCUCGAUGGGAAUUUGUGAAUGCGAACGAGAAUAUGCUGACCAGAUUCCAGGAGAUGUCGUUCAAUUACCAUUUCAGAGUUGAGCAAGAAGUUGGUUCCGCUACUUAUGCUUUCUUCGGGUUCAAUGGUACUGCUGGUGUUUGGAGAAUGUCUGCUCUUAAUGAAGCUGGCGGAUGGAAUGACCGGACAACAGUUGAGGACAUGGAUCUUGCUAUUCGCGCUAGUCUCAAGGGAUGGAAAUUCGUCUAUGUUGGUCAUAUCAAGGUGAAAAAUGAAUUGCCAAGUACUUUCAAGGCAUUCCGGUUCCAACAACAUCGAUGGUCGUGUGGACCUGCCAAUCUAUUCAAGAAAAUGGCAAUGGAGAUCAUUAGAAAUGAGAAGGUUAACCUAUGGAAGAGGCUUUAUAUAAUCUAUAGCUUCUUCUUUGUAGGGAAGAUUGUCGGACAUCUUAACACCUUCUUCUUUUACUGUGUCAUAAUUCCUGCAACCGUCUUCGUUCCUGAAGUCGAAGUUCCAAAAUGGGGCUUAGUUUAUAUACCUUCUAUCAUUUCAAUCCUCAAUGCAAUUGAAACACCAAGGUCAUUCUACUUGGUUUUUAAUUGGAUUUUCUUCCAAAAUGUCAUGUCAAUGCAUCGAACCAAAGCUACAUUUAUCGGUUUACUGGAUGCCGGGAGAGUAAAUGAAUGGGUUGUUACUGAAAAAUUAGGAGAUGCUUUACUCAAAUCCAAAAAUUCUAACAAACAAGCUGUUACUAAGGAUCCAUCAAACAAAUCUCGAAUGACAAGAUUCAGAGAAAGAAUCUAUCCGUUGGAGCUUUGGGUCGGAUUGUAUAUCUUGGUAUGUGCAUCUUAUGAUCUUGCAUUUGGGAAGUACUGGUACUUCCAUUACUUAUUCGCUCAAGCUAUCGCGUUCUUCGUUGCGGGUUUUGGUUAUAUUGGCAGCCAAAUACCAAAUUAA